AUUUCAGGCUCUACUUUUCCCUUUGUUUAGUACUCCUGUCGCUCACUGUUUACAUGCUUUUGCCGUCCAGCAUGGUGGACCCACGUGAUUAGGUGACGUCGAUGCAAAGGGUCAGACCAGAACAGAACAGGAAACAGAAGCUUUGUCCGCUUCCCCGAGGCUCAUGUUUGAACACUUAAUUUCACAGAUUUGUCUUUUUGGUAUUUCAUGACAAUAUAAACGUUUCCUUUCGUGACAUUGGGAGAUGCAGUCGACCCAAACGGACUGAGUCUACAAAUCCUGCCCUGCUUCCUGCUCCAAUGACCCCUGACCCCUGAUUCUGAGAGCUCUUUCUGAUGGUUGAGCAGUGGCCAGCGAUGGACAGCAGAUGCAGCAGUUUUGAUUCGCGUUUCACCAGUCAGGAGGUGGGCUCAGUCAUCUCCACGCCCGUCUCUGGCCGGGUGGAGUCGUACGAGGUGGCAGGGAAGAAGUGCAUCUCUGACGUGAGGAGGACCUUCUGCCUCUUUGUCACCUUUGACCUCCUGUUCAUCACCUUGCUCUGGAUCAUAGAGCUCAAUGCGAGCGGCAGCGUUCAGACGCAGCUGGAGAAAGAAGUCCUGCACUAUGACUUCCACGCCUCCUUCUUUGACAUCUUUCUGCUGGCCGUCUUCAGGUUUGCAGCCCUCAUCCUGGCUUACGCCAUCUGCAAGCUGCGCCACUGGUGGGCAAUCGCAAUAACCACUACAGUCACCUGUGCAUUCUUGAUUGUUAAAGUCAUUUUACCAAAGCUGCUGGCUCAGGGGGCCUUCGGGUAUCUGCUACCCAUCAUCUCCUUCGUGUUGGCCUGGAUUGAGACAUGGCUACUCGACUUUAAGGUCCUUCCUCAGGAAGCUGCUGAUGAAAACCGAUACAAGUCGUUUGUUGACGCCACAGAGCGCCCUCCUCUCAUUGGUCCUGGUCCGGUUUCUGAAGGACAGUUUUACUCUCCGCCGGAGUCUCUGGCAGACUCUGACGAGGAUCUGGAUGACAAACACGACCCGGAGAAAGGGCUGAUUCAGAACGUGACGUAACGGGUUUCAUCCUGUGAAGAUGGAUGUUUUAAUCCUGCUCCUGUUGUGCUUCUGAGGGACCUUCUGCCUUACACCUUCAACUGUUUAAUUCAUAAUUCAGAUAAGUUUUUGUUUAUCAAAUCCACGUUAUCAGCCUUCUACAGAAAACUGAAACAGAAAAAACAAAUGCUACUUAAAGAGCAAAUCAGUGUCAAAACCUCUGGUUUUAGUUUCAUUCACAUUUCUGGAACUUGUAGAGGAAAAGAUUUUAUACACAAAUGUUUGGUUGGUUUAAAAAAAACUAAAAUAUUCUUUAUAAAACUUUCAGUAUUCAAACUGUUCCAUUUUAUCUCAUCCAAACUUUGGAAACAGUAAGGUGUUAAUGCCUUAUAUUUACACAUUGUUUGUUUUAAUUUUGAAUGUGAGUGUAAAGGUAGAUCACCCGCCCAGACAGCAGUAUAAGGACCAGUUAAGAAGAAGUCGGCCAUGUAUGACCGCUUUAAAGUUCAGCAUCCUGCAUGGAACCGUAGAACAUCAUCGAGAUUUGAACUUUUGCUUCUGUGAGGAAAUGUAUUUAAGAGAAAAUGAGCCAUAAAUCUGCUGUUUGUCUGUCAUGGCCUGUGCACUGUAUGGAAAGCAAACCGCUCCUAAAAGCUGCUGUAAUGGAAAACAUAUUUGUAUAUAUGUUCAUGCAUGCCUUACAAACUCAUGAUGUGUUUUCUUGAAAAGCUCGUCUGUAAAUUUGAAUCAUUAAAAUGUGAAAAACGC
Messenger RNA from Nothobranchius furzeri (turquoise killifish), 1796 nucleotides. It is a transcript of the gene stard3nl, whose product is annotated as STARD3 N-terminal like. Lineage: Eukaryota; Metazoa; Chordata; Actinopteri; Cyprinodontiformes; Nothobranchiidae. Gene Ontology annotation, molecular function: cholesterol binding. Gene Ontology annotation, cellular component: late endosome membrane; endoplasmic reticulum-endosome membrane contact site; lysosomal membrane. The record is from RefSeq and is a predicted model, not a curated record. Gene Ontology annotation, biological process: cholesterol transport.